Liolophura sinensis is the source of this 7873-nucleotide messenger RNA. RefSeq names its product zinc finger CCCH domain-containing protein 18-like. The record is from RefSeq and is a predicted model, not a curated record. Gene Ontology annotation, molecular function: RNA binding; metal ion binding. The coding region runs from base 199 to 4341 and encodes 1380 amino acids. The transcript is spliced from 19 exons. Gene Ontology annotation, cellular component: precatalytic spliceosome. Lineage: Eukaryota; Metazoa; Mollusca; Polyplacophora; Chitonida; Chitonidae.
UAGUUGCAUCUCACACAAUUUCGCAAAGAAACAUAAAUAACUUUAAACAUCUGGAAAACUUUGGCGUCAAAUAUAGAUUUAAUCAUGUAUGAGAGUGCACUAGAGCUUAAUCAUUACUCUGCCGUUGUCUGAUUGCUAUUACUGGCUAGAAAUCGCCAAGGCAAGUGGGAACAGUGGAGGCUUUGGAGUAUUUUCCUAAUGGAUGCUGAGGAACAGCCUGCCUCCCCAGAUCCUGUAUCAGAGGAUGAGCUGGAUUUGGAGAAUAAGAGUCCAAGAGAGGAUGUGGACUGUGAGGAUGACGGGGAGAUCAACACUGACGAAGGCAAAGAUAUAGGUGACCUUGACCCCAAUGAAUCGUCUAACCUUGGCCCUGAGUCUCCUGACUUUGACCCCUCACCUCAGAGUCCAACUAAUCCUGGUCCAGAUUCUCCUGAUUGUGAUCCCACGUCUGAUAAUGGCAAUCCUGCCUCACCAGAAAUUAAUGACUAUUCCGAUACUAACAAUUCUGAUGCAAAUGAUGACACCGAUCUUACCUCAGGUGGCCCAGUAAGUGACGGUUAUCAGCACGAGCUUAAACGUAAGGAGAGCUCAGAUGCAGGUCAGGACAGGGUAGGUGAAGAUCAAGGUGACAGAGGAGAUACAGAGUAUGGCAGUGAUUCGGAAAGAGGAGGGGAUUCUGUCAGCAAUUUCAGUGUAAAAGACCAAAGCGAAAUUGGUGAAAAUGCUGAAAAAUCUUCAGAAAAGGACUCUGAUGGAGAAAGUGGUAAUUCAAGUGUUGUUUCGCAAAGAAAUGCUGAAAAUUUGAGCUCUUGUCGUGAAGAAGGAUUUGGUAAUGAUGUUGAUUGGACAAGGAGAAGAGAUUCGGUAAAAUCCGAAGAGGAUGGGGGAGUGGUUGUUGGACUUGAAGCUCUGGCCAGCCUGGCGAAUGAGAACGGGCGUUGCGGUUCACCUAGCAUCGUUAGCGAGGCUACUGACACGGUGGCUGGAUCACUUGUGGUGGAGACUGGUUCUCUUGGCGGGGAGUCUAGCACCGUGCGCUCCAUGCCUAGGUCUGAGGCUAGUGACUACGAUUACCAGGAUGUGGAGAACGGAGAAGAUGAGGACUACCCUAGCACAAUGCAGGAGCGAAUCAGCAGAAGGCUCUCGGGGAACGACGCAGAGGAAAGUAAGCCCGCAUCACCAUUAGACUCUGGGUCCCCUGGAGGAAAUGGUCAGUCUAAUGAUGGAUCUAAUGGUCAAGCCAGUAGGUUGAUUUCUGGGAGCAACGAAGGUGAACUGGAUGAAAGUGCAGACGAAACCAUAAGAAGCCCAGAAGCCGAUGCAAACACUGACAUGGAUAAUGCCGACUUGUAUCCGGUUGAUUCAUUGGCCUCUGGUAACCAAAGUGAUAGAGAUGAUGAGGGUAUGAUUGAGGAACCUGCUCCUGAGGAAGAUUUUGAUUAUGACGAUUUGGAUCUGGAGCCAGUUUCUGAAACUGCCCCUGAUUCUUCCAAGGGAGGUAAUUAUAGUGCUACAGCUGAACCAGCAGACAGUUCUGGUGUAACAGACUUUCAGAAGAGUUCUGAUUCAUGUCGGCCCAGUGACUCUAAAAGAAAGGUCCUCUCUAAGCUUGCGGCUGACUCUAACCUUGUGACCUCAACAGACAGCGUGUCAAGGGAUUCUGUGUCUAGUGGCAGCAGGUCAGUCCGAUCUCCAAAGACAAAUCUGGCAGAGGACCAUGUGGAAUUGGAUUAUGAUGAAGAGGAUAUUGGUACAGAGGUGGAGGAGAAGGGUCAUCAUGUGGAGGUUGGGGAUGAGGAGCUGGAGAAUGGAGAACUGCCUGAUGAUGAAGAGGAGGAGGGCGAGGCAGGUGAUAAGUCAGACGAGGGAGAGGUGGAUGAUGACGACGACUGUGAAGAGGGUGAGAUUCGGGAGCCAGGUAACAGGAAGCCAUUUGUAAAGCCUGUUUGUAGGUUCUUCCUCAAUGGCAAGUGUACAUGGGGCACAAACUGCAGGUUUCUUCAUCCAGGUGUCAAUGACAAAGGAAACUAUCGUUUAAUAGAGCGUCCAGAUUUCAACAACACUGGUCCAGGAAUGGGUAUAAGAGGUCCUUUUGGCCCAGGCCCUUGGGGACCAGGAGAUAGAGUUCCUGAUCCAGAGUUCAUUCCACCAAUGGCUGAUCCUGUACCUUCUGAGUCUGCCUGGGAGAGGGGAUUGCGACAUGCCAAGGAGUUGAUGAAAAAAGCUAGCCAGAGAAAGGAGACUGACCCAGGAUUUGAGGAGAAACGCUUAAACUUGAGUUUGGAAGAAGAAAGGGAGUUUAACAAGGAAAAUGACCAAAGAAGAUUAGCGAAGGAUCCUUACAUAGAUUCCUCGUUUGAUGAGGAUAUCUAUGACAAACCCCCCAGUGCUUGGCAGCAAGGACAGUAUGAAAACUUUGAGGUACGCUGGAACCGAGAACCAGACUUCCCCUACAGAACUCAGGAUAAAGACCGUGGCCCUGGUCUUGGUGCUGUCCCUGGCCCUGGCCCAGGACCAAUACGUGACCGUAGGGGCUCACCCCCCUCCCCCCGUAUGGGCUCUGGCCCACCCCACUUCAUGGGCAACCCAAACCACCCCCAUGGACCACCUAUGCACCCUGCAGAUAGAUACAACAAGCGUACUCGGGAGAGCCAUAGAGAUAAAUGGCGAGGCGAAGAGGAGAGUUUUAACUCAGGAGAACCACGUGUACGCGCGGAUGCCUGGCAUGACCCCUGGCGAAGGUCAAAAUCUCCAAAGAGGAAGCCGCGUGAGUCUCCAUCUCGUAGCAGGUCACGAGGGCGGCGGCGUUACCGCAGAUCCUACAGUUACUCAUCAUCGUAUUCAUCAAGCUCUUUCUCUGGCUCAUCUCGGUCAAGGUCAAGGUCGUCCUACUCAUCACUUUCCAGUCGCUCAUCGCACAGUCGCUCGUCAUCAUUCAGCUCCAGAUCUCGUUCUCGGUCAAUGGACAUGUCCAGGAAGAGACCCCCUCAAGACCAUUCAGUAGGACCCCCAGCCUCAGGCCCCGGGCCGGGACCAGGUGCUAUGGCUACAGGACUCGCCCAAGGGGCAGGCCCAGCUGGGGACAGAAAAUUAGGGCCGGCAGCAAAGACAGGUGAACCUAGAAGUGCUGUGUCAGUGAAACCACGACACCCUAGAGGUGGCCCUGACAAGAGGCGACCUGUCAUUGGUCCAAUGCCACGACCACCCCCGAAAGAGAAGCCCCCUCCCCCGAUGCCUGAAGGACGAGGCAGAGGCAUGCGUGACCGUGACGACAGGGGUAUGGCCAGAGGGAGAGGCAGAGGCAGGCCCAGAGAAGGACCCAUCCCAGGGAGACUACCAGCUAAAAAUCGUGGCGUCAGUAAUUCAUCAAGCGGUUCCAGUCGUUCGCGCUCUCGCAGCCAUUCAUCCUCCUCGACCUCGAGGUCACGGAGCGUGAGCAGUGUCUCUUCCAUCUCCAGCACUAGUUCCAGCAGCUCCAGCGGCAGUGCCGACUCUGAACAUCUGUACCGAGACAUUGCUGAGCCUGACGCCCCUGAAAAGGACAAGGCCUCCCAGCAGACCCGCAGCAGGAAGAAGGGACCCCCUGGGGUGGGCCCCGAUCAUGGCCCCGGUCUGUCCCAAGGACCCCCUAUUGACAGGGACAGGGAACGAGGGCGCAGGGGAAACAACCAGAGAGAUCGUCCUCCCAGGGAGAAGCGACCGAGGAGAAGUCCUCCUGUAGACCUGCCCCCUGGUCCACGGGGCAUGCCGCGGCCCGGAAGGCCUGACACCCGUAGGGGACCAAUGGAAACUGGAAAACCACAGGUGUCUUCUACAACCCCAGUAAAGUCCAAAGAUCCAAUGAAAAUGGUGGGACAGAAAUCUAACAUCAAGCUGACUCUGAUCAGUAAGCCAUCCGAGAAGAACGGAGUGUCGGGUAGAAACGGCCAGCAGAAGGUAGUGCUGGUCCUCCAGCCAAAAAGGCACCAGUCUCUCCAACAAAGGCUCCCUCAGCACAUUUUCCUGCCAGUGUGUAAUGGUCUCUUCUUAGCACAUUUUCCUGCCAACAAAGGGUCUAAGCCUGCAGUAAAGACAGACAAACCAGCGCCUGUCCCCAACCCCAGACUCAAGCCUCCGGCAGCUAUACCCCGCCAAAACCAUCCCGGAGCUGGGCGACCAGCGACCUCACCCACAAAGCCUGUGAGCAAACCCACAGGAGGGGCAGCAGCAGCGGCCGCUGCAGCCGCUGCGGCAGCAGCUAAAGCAGCUAAGAAGAGCACAUCGUCACGGCGAGAGGAACUUUUGAAGCAGUUGAAAGCUGUUGAGGAUGCGAUUGCCAGGAAACGAUCCAAACUACCUUGACGAAAUGCUUCGUGUUAAUUCCUUGAAUUACUGCUAUAGACCUUUUAUAUAAUUCCCGAUUGGAUUUCUGAGUGGUGAUAUCUUGUCUGACAGAUUUCACACAUGAAAAUUGUAAUGAGUCGCCACUGGUUUAAAUUAGUUUUGGGUCAGAUCAUUGGUGGAUUAAUACUGGGAGAUUGUGUAUUCAGGGGAUCUUCUGUACAAUAUUGUAGAAACUUGCAUUUUUCUUCACAAGUUAAUUUCAGGGUGUCUGUCAGUCUUCUUUGUGUUUGUGAAAAACGUCCUAUGAGAAACUCAGCUGUUAUAAAACAGCUGUGUAAAUGUGCCCAGUUCGUCUCUCGCUGUCUUCCUCUAUGCAUCCAUUUGACUUGGGAUUAUUUCAGACAAAAUUAGGCACUAAUUACAAUAUAUCAACUGUUCCAGUAGCACUCUUGCAGCUCUACAUGAUCCCACUACGGCUUUUGUGUAGCCACAUGACUCCAUGAUAUGUUACUGCCACUCCCAUAACUUCAUGAGUUUUGACUGUGUGAGUUCUGUUUAACAAGUUAUUGCCCCGCUUCGGUGAGUUAAAAACAUGAUGUUAACUACAUGCUUAAACCUAGGGCUACACUAAGAUUUUCUUGGAAGGGGGAAGUUUGAGGGAGGGAUGGUGAGGACAGAGCGGCAGAUCGAGGGGAAAGGACGUAAAAACUGUCAAACUCGUGUGACCAAUCAUAUUGAUAUACAUGUGUACAAUGUACAUGUAUAGCAAGAUCAUCAGGGAGCAGUGUUUUGAUUCUAUUAUCAAAGACGUUGAUUACAAUGCUAACCAUAAUACAAAGCAUUUUAUUAGAUAGACUCCAAAAUAUAAAGUGUAGUUGAAAAGUUCUCAUUUUGAUAGCAGUGUACCUAAGUCAACUGUAGACCCUGGUCAACCUUGGUAGUUAACUCUGUGUAGUAGAAACGAAGGUACUUUGUGGAACAGGAAUUGUGUGUUACGUCAUUUCCUGCAAGGUGUACCUCAAAUUUUACAUCUUUUGAAAUAUCAAAUGGCAUCAGUAUAACAACACACAUCUUAUCCCUGAUACUGACCAAAACGUUUUUUUGUUUUUUUUUACCAUAAUCUGUUUUCAGAUGUUUUCAGUUAUAAUUACAUGUAAAUGUUUCUUUUGUAUAAAGUUUGUCCACCCUAGAAUUAUGAGCAUGCCAGUAAUUACAACCGGUUUGGAGGUGUUUUAAUCCUGCAUAUUUCCAUUGAGACUUGCAAGCUUCAUUUUUCAUUUUGGAGAAUUCUUGGUUAGGAAGUAAUUUAUUUUGUUAAUAAAUUUAUGUUAAAUUUACCUGUAACAAGAUUGAAAGAGCUAUAUUCAGUAACAUGUGUUGAGAUUUGGUGUUGGUGGGGAAGGAGAGGAAUCAGAAAAACUUUCAUUAAUACAGAAGUAAGCGGUCACUUUAAAUUGUUGUGGUAACAUCCAGGAAAUUUUUAGUUUAUACAGUUUAAAGUUAUUAUAGCCGUUUCAGAACAAGACAGCACCUGGCUACACAAUAUUUCAAUGGAAAACAGGAUUCUCAAGCUUUCUAAAAAGUAUCAUACUUAAUGAGAUUUUAAUGAGAUUUCACCAAAUAACAAAAAUAGCUGGUGUGAAUUGAGACAGACAUUUUUAUCCAAUCAAACACAUUGCUAUCAGAUUGCGUGGCCUAAGCUGUGACGUAGCCUUUACCCACUCUCUCCAUGAAGUGACAUAUGAUAACGCAGAACUAUUGCAUAAGACAUCAUUUUGAGAUAGUUUACUAUGAUUUAGUUACAUAUAACCAAGGGGCCAAUUCAUACGUGUUGUAGGACCGGUCUGUAUCAUUUACGGACCACCACAGAGGUAAAAUUAUUUGAUUUGCAAGCCGUGUCAUAUUCAAUGAAUUUUUAAAAUUAUGUCAGACAGUAGCAUACCAUCUCUACCCAAGCCGCAUUCAUCUCCCUAGUAGAUUUUUUUCAGUUUUCAUUUAUAAAUUACAGUAAUAAAAAAAAAAUUGUUGAAAUGUCGUGUUGAAGCCGAGGUGCUUUCUUUGACGUCCGCGAUAACUAAAUCAGCACUACUCUCGUCUUACAAACUGCCACCACAAAACUGAAGCAUAAAAUUCAGUAACAGUGAAAUGCCUAGAUUGGCCUCAGUGGUGCCUGGAUUUAUGUCCAUUUGUUUCAGAGCUGAGCAUGAAUCUAGUUCUAAAACAAUCCUUUUUGUAAUUUUGUAAAUAUUAAAUAGGGGUGAAAAUCACCAGCACAGCCCUACCGGAGGCUACGACUUGAACCAGGAAUACACCGGCUGUGCAUCUGCAGGCUACAUUAACUGUAAAUGAUAAGCAGGCUUACUGUAUCAACAGUUCAAGCAGUGGAAGAAAUAUCCUUCCAGUGUGCCCAAUUUCCAAGAAAGCUAUUUAUCACUUGGACCUUCAUCGCUGAAGUCCACAACUUUUAUCUGCCUAAGGCUACUGCUUUGACUAUAAUAUGGAAAAUAACUUGGUUAGAGAGCUAGAAUAAACUUGAUGUCAAUAAUGGAGAGGCGCUGAAGCUGUCAAGACGAAGUUUUACUACACUUAUACUGGGUUGAAAAAGAAUCUAAAAAAAAUAUUUAAUGCCAGUUUACGAUACCGUGAAUGGUUGUCUUUCAGUGGACAUAAACAUUAGUCAGGUGCUGUCUUUCACUUGAAGACUUUCAACACGUCUGCCACAGCAGUUCACAGUGCUAUCCAGUUUUUACAGAUCACCAGUUACCGCUGUUAAGUCGUGUAAUAACACAGGUAAUGUAUUCAAACACAUGUGAAUGUGGUCUAAAUAUAUCCUACUUUUCCCUCGUCGUUUUGCCACAUUGUGCGCAACAGAUGUACAGACGCGACUGUAUAAACUGAUCAUAAACCUGACGGCUAAAUCACUCCUCAUAUUGUAAAUAGGAUCAUCAAUCUCUUUGUACAGACUUGAGUAAUUUCAGGUUUUUCAUACCAUGUUGUAUUUGACCCGCAGUGAAAAGCUUUUUGCUUUGUUCCAUGAGUGUCUUUUUUUUCUUUUUUUUUUCUUUUUCUCCUCCUCCUUGCUUUCCCUUUAAACUUGAUCUGGUUUGUCUGGAACAACCUAAUGCAUUUUGACUUUGUAGGAUUUAAUCCCUGAUUAAAAGGUUCUGUAAGUUUAAGGCCCAGUAUCAACUGUUUUUAAUUUCUCAAAUCUCUCUGUGUUUGAUGACUUCAUUGCUCUCCAGUUUUGAUGCUUUCUUCCCUGACUUUAUUAGGCCAUUGUUACAAGUUGUAUAGGGGUAUAUAUUUGAUAUCUUGUAUUAAAAGCUUCCUUAUCUGUGAAUUCUGGAUAACCAGAAGUUCUGAAUGUUUCCUUCUCUCUGAACUUUUGUCGGUGUGUACCUGGCAGUAGCACAUGCUAUUCAUGUAAGUGGGUUUAAUUACUAUAUGUUUACCUAGUUUAAGAGUCACUAUUUUAUAUAAAAGUAGCACAGUCCAGUGUGUAACAAUUUCUAUUGAUAUAAUAAAGGUCCACGUAUGGCCCACUGAUAUA